Molecule: messenger RNA, 1884 nt
Organism: Scedosporium apiospermum
Lineage: Eukaryota; Fungi; Ascomycota; Sordariomycetes; Microascales; Microascaceae
Exons: 3
Coding region: 1-1884 (627 amino acids)
Source: RefSeq, a predicted model, not a curated record
AUGCUCACCUUCAUCGCGGGCUUCGCCGCCGUCUUUGGCACGGCCGAAGGUGUCCGCGCCGCCCAGUCCAAAUCAAGAAAAGAAGAGCACCGAACGAGAAAAAACAACCUCGUGGCUCACUGUCCCAAGAGCUCCAAGUUCAGCCCUCUCCUCGAGGGCAGAGCUAUCGUCCUCGCCGGAGACAAGGUCUACAUUGACACAGGCACCGAAUACAACGUCCCCUUCGGCCACCCCUUCGAAGGCUACUACCUCCCCUACCCAGGCCAACGAUACUCUGGCCUCGUCUCAACAAUCACCCACGAGGCCCCCAUCAUGAACUGGAUCUUCGUCCACAAAGACACGUACGAGAUCAAAUUCGGCACGCGCGCGUUGUCCGAGGGGAACCUCACGGGGCCCUGGGACUGCACGCGGCAGGAUAAGCGGCUGACUUUCGGCGGCUGGGAGGGGUUCUGCGCCGUCAAGGAGGGCGAUUUCUGGGCGCUUUACUUCGAUCGCGACAAUGAUCGGCUGAAGAACAAGGUGGCGCCCGGGACGCCGGUUAUUGAGCUGGAGCUGUUGAGGACGGAGUUGAGGGCGAUUAAGCCGGAGGAGGUUCAGUUGACGGAAGAGCAGUUGAAGGCGUUGCAGGAGCAGGCUAAGCUGGAGGCGGAGAAGAUGGCUAAGGAACAGGCUGAGAGGGAGGCGCAGGGGCAGGCGCUGAAGGAAGCCUUUAUGAAGGCGCAAGCCGAGGCGGAAGAGAAGGAGAGGCUCCAGGCGCAGCAAAAUACCCAAGCGAAAGCUCAACCGCAAGCUCAAGCUCAAGCCCAGCAGGCCGAGGAGCACGCUCAACCGGCAUCCCAAGAACCAACUCAGCAGCAAGCCCAACCUCAGACCCCGAUCCAGCCCACGCCCGAGGUCAAAGUUCAGUCUGAGAGCUCCGGCCAAACGUCUCCGACAUCCACAUCCGACGAGCAAUCAAGCUCUUCUUCGCCGCCGGACAGCUCCGGCCAACCAUCGCCAACCUCCACUUCCGACGAGCAGUCUAGUUCCCCUUCGCCGCCCGAACGCCAGCGUACGAGAAAAAGACGCAAGGACCGGCCCACGAUCAAGAUUCCUUCAAAUAAUCCCAACGCCACCGCCAGUAAUCCCAACAGUAUCAACAACAAUAACCGCCGUACUCCGAAAUCAGGGCGGAAUGGCGGGAGAAGAUCGCCGGAGAGGACAGGCACGCCGAGUGAAAGAAACAGCACCAAGAGUCCCAACGGCAGAAAAGGAAAUAGGACGCCGAAUAGGAACGGAGCUCAGAGUCCGAGUCGGUCUAAUAAUGGAGGAAGAAGCACGAGUCAGGCAAGCCGCGGAAGGAGUCCACCUAGGGGUAAUGCCAGACACAACAAUGGCCGGCGGAGCCCGGAUGCUAUGACAACGAGUUCCAACGGCAGAAGUAACAACAGGCGAAGGAGCCCCGAUGCCAUGACAACCAGCUCUAAUGGCAGGAACAACAAUGGGCGAAGGAGUCCUGAUGCCAUGACUACUAGUUCCAACGGGCGAAGGACCCCAAAUGGCAGGAGGAGUGGAGCUAACGGACCUCGAACGCCCAGUGCAAGGAAUGCGCUGAAUAGUCCCAGGAACGCAAACACCAGAAGCCCGAGGGUGGCCAAUCCAAGCAGCAGUCUCCGGAGCCCAAGUGUCAUGAAGAGCCCUGGUGGCUUGAUGAGUCCGGGCCUGGUGUAUAGCCCAAGAGGCAUGAAGGACUUGAACUUGAAGAGUGCCAUGCAUUUGCUUGUGGGGUCCCUAGCGGGGUGGCGAGAACUGAGUCCCAUUAUCAAGAAGUAUGGUGGGAUGAGUGAGGGGACACACGGAUCUGGCUACGGAGGUGAUAGCGGCCCUAAUCGGCUCGAGCCUUAA